Aspergillus ruber CBS 135680 is the source of this 372-nucleotide messenger RNA. RefSeq lists its product as uncharacterized. The transcript has 2 exons. The record is from RefSeq and is a predicted model, not a curated record. The annotation marks the transcript as partial. NCBI's taxonomy places the organism in Eukaryota, Fungi, Ascomycota, Eurotiomycetes, Eurotiales, Aspergillaceae.
AUGUACUACGUCCUCUACCUAAGCAGCCUCUGCAAACGCCGCCACUGGCCCGACCCCCUCUACUCCCCCUACAAAACAACAACCACAACAACAACCCCCUCACCCACCGCCGGCCCCGGCCCAAGCACCGGUCCCAACCCCAACACCAACAACCCAGGCUACACCUGCACCGUCCGCGUCAAUAACCGUGAAUACCAAACUGAUAUGAUCUGCGAAUCCGAACAACUAGCCCGCGAAAACGCUGCCAUGCGCGCGUACCUCAUCUGUCGCAAUUUUUCUGUCAACGAUGGCAUGUACCCCGCGGGUCAUGACCAUGGAGGUAUUGUGCAGGGGGUGCCGGUUGCGAUUGGGACAGGGAGGAAGGGGCAGUUU